CGUUGGUAAUGUUUUAGAAUGAAUAUUGUAAAAGGCAUGUUCCAUAUUUUAGAAAUGUUCUUCCAUGAAAGUUAAAGAUAACAGUGAUAAAUCUAAUAACUCCUAUAAGCAAUACAAAAUAGAUAGUUUGGCAAACACGGAACCCUGACAAACCAGAGGUAGGAUUAGGUGCCUUGGAGGAGUAAGCAUAUAAGUUUAACGGAAAAAAGAAAACAAGUUUGAUUAUUUUCCCUCUAAGCAAAAUAGAAAGGUCAAAUCAACUCCAUUUUACAGAACCACAGUGGAGUCAAGAUAUUCACAACAAACAUGCUUUUUUUCGAAUUGUACGAUAGCGAUUGUUUUCUUCAAGAUGACAAACUUCUGGUUACAUUGUAUUCGGUAAACCUUUCCGAUUUAGUCACAUCUGGUUGGCCAGAUAUGUUGCUUCUUAUUUCUGCUUUUUAUAUCUCUUAUUCUAUCUAUGUAUGACUUUUGUCCUCCUGUUGCAAGACAUAUAUGUUUACUACUUUUCUUUACGAGGAGGAGAUGCACGAAAUAUGGCUCCAUGAAGAUUUCAUUGUAGGAACGCCAGACAUUCUAUGACUUCUAUAUCUGUGCAGACUGAGGACGUCCACGUUGUGAAUGAGGGAUGUCAUAAUGCAGUUUAUACGGAUAUUUCAAAUUUACAAGAGGAAGAGUCCAACAAUGAUGAUACCUCAAUCAACUCAAACAUUCUUGAUCCAGAGAUGUAUUUUGGUAUCGAUCCGAUUAUACCCGAUGUAUACAAUUAUGCAAGGUCCGAGGAGGAACAGCAGAGUGAUGUUUACAACAUUCUUAAAGGAUCUGAAGAGCGAAUGUUGAAGAUGGAAAGAGCAAACAAUAUUCAAAAUGAAAAUAUCUUAAGUGAUACGUUAUUUGCAACGGAUGAAGAGUCACCCCUUACAGAAAACCAAACAGAAGACAUGCACUUAUACUUCUGUUUGGAUAAGAUAGAAGAUGUCACAUUGUUUAACGAAACACCUUGUUAAAGGACUACAUUUGGAGUUGGACUAACAUCCAUCUCUCUAAAAUGAAUAUGAAGUACUUAAAACAAUAUUUACGUUAUUCUGAUGAUCUGCAAAUGUUUUGUUUUGUUUUGUCUUGUUUCAUUUGUUUAACAUUUUUUUUGAUAUUUUAUUUACUCAUAUAAACACGAUAACAGGUACAGGUUUAGUGCCAUAGAUUUAGACUUGCGGAUGAUCACCAGGGUUGAAAAAAUCAGGGUUCGUAAUAUUAUCAACGGUACAUAGAGCCUUGGCUUUGAUGUCUCAUCCGAAAGACCCCCGAUUAGUGUUCUCACUUAUAAAUUCCGAUCGGUUGGCAAAGGAACAAGCACUACCUAGAGACAAUUACUUCUAUCUUCAUUUGAAAUUCUAUAUGUACCCAGAAAAAAUAGUGGUAUCAAAAUGCAUAUUUUUAAACAUGUUUUACUUGCAUCAAAUCAAAAUCACUUGCAAAGUAUCACACACAUGCGUUCCCUGCGUACA
Molecule: messenger RNA, 1505 nt
Organism: Ostrea edulis (European flat oyster)
Lineage: Eukaryota; Metazoa; Mollusca; Bivalvia; Ostreida; Ostreidae
Exons: 3
Coding region: 579-1007 (142 amino acids)
Source: RefSeq, a predicted model, not a curated record